Molecule: messenger RNA, 932 nt
Organism: Nicotiana tabacum (common tobacco)
Lineage: Eukaryota; Viridiplantae; Streptophyta; Magnoliopsida; Solanales; Solanaceae
Source: RefSeq, a predicted model, not a curated record
CCAUGCCUUUUUGCAAUUUCCAUGCACUUAUAAGUAGCGUAACCAAACCGCUCUCAUUUCUUAAAAAGACUUUCCUUUCUUUUCAUUUGAUUUUAAUUAGUGACGUUCUUCACCAAAAGUCACUAUACCUAACAUACCAUUUGUUCGUUACACACACUCAUAUAGCCCAUUCUUUUAAGAAAGAAAAAAUAGUAAGUUUUCAUGGCCAGCCUCAGAAAUAUGUCAAAACUCCCCAUCCUUUUGUUCUUUCUUGUGGUUUCUACACAAAUAACAAAUGGAUUGAUUCCAAGAAAACUUGAUGAGGUUAUUGAGAACAAAUGUGGUGGCUGUCCUUGUAACAAUCCAUGUAAUCCUCCAUCUCCACCACCACCUCCACCAGCUCUGCCACCACCAUCGCCGCCACCGCCAAAGAAGCCACCAAGUGGAUACUGUCCUCCUCCUCCUCUUCCGCCUUCUGGCGGUAGCGGUGGCGGCGACGGCAGUGGUGGUUAUGGUCCAAAUCCUCCAAAUCCACAAUACAUUUACAUGACUGGUCCACCAGGGAAUUUAUACCCUGUUGAUCAAUAUUUUAAUGGUGCCAAAAGGACCUUCUCUAGUGGCUUUUCACUUUUGAUCGGUGUAUUUUUCUUGGGAUUACUUACUUUGAGGUGAAUUUGAAGAGGAAAUUCAGAAUUUUAAGGAGGACUGAUCAAAUUUAAUUAGUAAGAAGAAGAAGAAGAGGAGCUGCAGAUUUCAAAGACCAGAGAUUUAGUGGCUACGAAUAUUUUAAUCUUUUUACGUUUGUGCGUAUAUAGCAGUUAUGAUCUUAUCUUGAUAUCCAUCUGUCACCUAGUUCCAUUAACCAAUUUAAUGUCCUUCCACUUUGAUUCUUUUGUAAAAUUUCACGCUUUCCCUUCAUAUUUGAUCUAAGGGCUUCUAUAAUUGGUUACCCA